This is a messenger RNA of Triticum turgidum subsp. durum (durum wheat), 765 nucleotides long. The record is from the annotation of a GenBank genome assembly. NCBI's taxonomy places the organism in Eukaryota, Viridiplantae, Streptophyta, Magnoliopsida, Poales, Poaceae.
AUGUUGGUCUACGAGUUUGUAUCCAAUGGGACCCUUUAUGAUCAUGUUCAUGUCAGGUCAUUGUCGUGGGAUGACAGGCUACACAUAGCAACUGAAACAGCCAAAUCUCUUGCUUACCUUCACUCGUCCGUCUCAAUACCCAUCAUCCAUAGAGAUAUCAAGUCUGUUAACAUACUUUUGGAUGAUACUUUAACAGCAAAGGUAGCAGAUUUUGGAGCUUCAAGGUACAUUCCAAUGGAGCAAUCAGGGGUAACAACAAUGGUGCAAGGUACAAUAGGAUAUUUAGAUCCUAUGUACUUCUACACAUCGCGCCUCACAGAUAAGAGUGAUGUGUAUAGCUUUGGUGUCAUUCUUGUAGAAUUGUUGACUCGAAAGAAGCCCUUUUCAUACAUGUCCUCUGGAGGUGAUAGCCUUGUUGCAAAUUUUGUUACCCUGCUUGCAGAAGGUAGCUUAUUGCAGAUAUUAGAUCCACGAGUGAUCGAAGAGGGAGGCAUAGAAGUUGAAGAAGUUGCUAAGCUUGCGGUAACAUGUGUGAAAAUUAAAGGAGAGGAUCGUCCAACCAUGAGGCAAGUGGAAAUGACACUAGAAGGCCUUCAAACAUCCAUGGACCAUGUUCUAGAUGGUCAAGUGGCCAGGGAAUUUGAGAAGGUUGACGUUGCAAUAAUUCCACCAUCAACUAAUAGUACCGAAAGAAACAAUGAUGAUUCAACAAGACAAUACAGCUUAGAAGAUGAGUUCAUGUUAUCCUCAAGGUACCCUCGGUAG